UCUCUGUGAUAUCACCUCACCCCACCACCCUUCAUCUUUCUCUCCUUUACUGCAGACUAACAAGAAGAAGAAAAAUGUCUACAAGGACACUUUCAGUCCUUUUCCUCUUCUUCUCCUCACUUCUAACCCCACAAUUCGUGUUCCCUUCCCCAGCUUCGGAUCCUGAGCUAGUGGUACAAGAAGUACACAGGAGCAUCAAUGCCUCCAGGAGGAACCUUGCCUUCCUAUCAUGUGGAACCGGCAACCCCAUCGACGAUUGCUGGCGGUGCGACCCCAACUGGGAGAGGAACCGCCAGAGGUUAGCUGACUGUGCUAUUGGGUUUGGGAAGGACGCUAUUGGAGGACGAAAUGGAAGAUUUUACGUGGUCACUGACUCAGGUGAUGAGGAUGCUGUGAACCCAAAGCCUGGUACUCUCAGGCAUGCAGUGAUUCAAGAUGAACCCUUAUGGAUUAUUUUCAAUAGAGAUAUGGUGAUUCAGCUGAAACAACAACUUGUGAUGAAUUCCUUCAAGACUAUUGAUGGUAGAGGUGCUAGUGUUCACAUUUCUGGAGGACCAUGCAUUAUCAUUCACUAUGUAACCAAUAUCAUCAUCCAUGGAUUACACGUACAUGACUGUAAGCAAGGAGGGAAUGGUCAAAUCAGAGAUUCUCCUGACCACUAUUCGUCGUGGAGUAAAUCCGACGGUGAUGGGAUUUCCAUCCUCGCUAGCAAGCAUAUUUGGGUUGAUCAUUGCUCGCUCUCUAAUUGCUAUGAUGGUCUCAUUGAUGUCACCCGUGGAUCUACAGCCAUCACUCUCUCUAACAACUACUUCACUCAUCAUGACAAGGUCAUGCUCUUGGGCCACAGCGACUCGUUUACUCAAGACAAGGACAUGCAAGUUACUAUUGCCUUUAAUCAUUUUGGAGAAGGGCUGGUGCAGAGAAUGCCAAGGUGUAGGCAUGGAUAUUUUCAUGUGGUGAACAAUGACUAUACCCACUGGGAAAUGUAUGCCAUUGGAGGCAGUGCUUCCCCUACCAUCUACAGCCAAGGGAAUAGAUUUCUUGCGCCUGAUGACAGCUCUAAGAAAGAGGUGACCAAACACGAGCAUGCACCAGAGAGCGAGUGGAGGAACUGGAACUGGAGGUCGGAGGGAGACUUAAUGGAGAACGGUGCCUUCUUCCGGCAAACAGGAGCAGAAGCUUCUUCAAGCUAUGCUAGAGCUUCUAGCCUGAGUGCAAGACCAUCUUCUCUUGUGGAUUCAAUAACCAGAACUGCUGGUGCACUUAACUGCAGGAAGGGUUCUCGUUGCUAGCUAGAAUUAAUUAAUUAAUUAGUUAAUUAAUAAUAAAAAAAAAAGAAUAUGAAGAUCACUAUUCAUUAGGCCUUAAAUUCAAUGUUGUUCUUUGUCUCUUUACAAUGUUUCUUUCCCUCGAAGGAAGGAAAAAAAAUGUUUCUACUGAAUCAAACAUGUAGGCUUAUAAUUUA
Messenger RNA from Hevea brasiliensis (rubber tree), 1465 nucleotides. RefSeq names its product pectate lyase-like. The record is from RefSeq and is a predicted model, not a curated record. The transcript is spliced from 4 exons. Gene Ontology annotation, molecular function: pectate lyase activity. The coding region runs from base 75 to 1292 and encodes 405 amino acids. NCBI's taxonomy places the organism in Eukaryota, Viridiplantae, Streptophyta, Magnoliopsida, Malpighiales, Euphorbiaceae.